AAAUCUAACCAUGGCUGAAGCAUUAAAGACUGUCAUCUCCCAGAGUACAGAGUGUCCAGUGUGUCUUUCGACAUUCACCGAUCCCAAGAUCCUAUCUUGUUCUCACACUUUCUGCAAGACCUGCCUGGACAACCUCUUAGAGUGUCACGGUAACUGCCAGAUCCGAUGCCCUGUCUGCAGAGCUGUAACGCAGGUCCCAAACCAAGAUGUCGACAAACUACAGGUAAAUCUCGCUUUGAAGAGUCUGAUAGAUGACAUGAAGGGCCGACCUCAGAUUUGCACAAAUUGUAAAUCCAAUGACAAGCCCCAUGCUGUUGUCUACUGCCAUGACUGUGGCAAGUAUCUCUGCACCUCUUGUCUUAAUACACACUCUAAAUGGGAAGGCUUCAUCGGCCAUGACGUCAUUGCAAUGAGUAAGAUCUCGUCAGGAAAGGUUUCGGUCCGUAAAUACCGGAAAUGCAGGAAACAUCCAGUAGAAGAUGAGGGUUGCUUCUGUUCCACCUGCAGGAGAUUCACAUGCUUCAGAUGCGGUGUGAUGGAACAUACGGGGGAAGGACACAAGGUCAUCGAGGGAGCAGCUUAUGAGGACAAUCACAUGAAGGGUAUCGAAGAACUUAAAUCAAAGGUGAACAAGAAACGAUCAUGUUUUCAGAAGUACAUUGAUUUCAUGGAUGAAGAGAUGAAGAUUGUUGACAAUACUGAGAAACAGUGUGCAAGUGACAUCAACAAAGCAUAUGAUGAUGCAAUCGGGCAGUUGUCAGAGAAGAGAGAAUCCCUACUAAAAGAAGUCAAGGAAACGACUGAAGGAGUAAAGAAAGAACUGGAAAGCAUGAAGACAUCGGCUCAGAAGCACAUCAAUCGGUUAACGACCACUGCUGAAAUGGUAACCAACAGAACGAAGAUACCGUUAGAUAUGGAUACGUUGGCUGCACAUGACACUCUAUGUGAAGAGAUAAGAGAGGUCUUUGAGCAAGAGGAUCCCGACUACGAGCAGCCGAUGAAAUCAAGCAAGAAGGGGAAAAGUGUCUGUUUUGAGAGAAAUGUUGGAGUGGAUGAGCUAGGCCUUGGAAAUAUUGUUAAUGUAGUUGUAAGUACCGUCGCUUUGCCUCCUAAUAAGAUUGUUAAUGCUGUUGCAGAGAACGUCGAUUCGCCUACUAUCAUGAAUAAUCAAAGGCGCGGAAGGGGGUGCAGAGAGAGCUAUACGUCACGUGAUCAGGACAACUACCCCCAAGACAAUUACCCCCCGGACAACUACCCCCGGACAAUUACCUCUAACCAGGUUUCGGAACCAUAG
Molecule: messenger RNA, 1294 nt
Organism: Lytechinus variegatus (green sea urchin)
Lineage: Eukaryota; Metazoa; Echinodermata; Echinoidea; Temnopleuroida; Toxopneustidae
Product: E3 ubiquitin-protein ligase TRIM33-like
Exons: 2
Coding region: 11-1294 (427 amino acids)
Biological process (GO): positive regulation of DNA-templated transcription
Cellular component (GO): nucleoplasm; chromatin
Molecular function (GO): ubiquitin-protein transferase activity; zinc ion binding
Source: RefSeq, a predicted model, not a curated record